This is a messenger RNA of Phragmites australis (common reed), 2820 nucleotides long. RefSeq lists its product as uncharacterized. Lineage: Eukaryota; Viridiplantae; Streptophyta; Magnoliopsida; Poales; Poaceae. Bases 123 to 2462 code for a protein of 779 amino acids. The transcript is spliced from 12 exons. Gene Ontology annotation, molecular function: protein binding; mRNA binding. The record is from RefSeq and is a predicted model, not a curated record.
ACCCCCCUCACGUUGCUACAGUCUUUGCUCGAGCUCGGCUCGUCUCCCACCUCGCCGCCGUCUUCCUCUCCUCUCUGAUCGCUUCCGCCGCAGCCACGGGACCAUCGCCGGGACUUGACACCAUGGACCGUUCCAUGCCCCCACCCCCGCCGCGAAACCCUAACCCCUCCUCCUCCUCCUCCGCCUCCAUGCCGCCUCCACCACCCCCGAAACCCUCGCAGCCGGAGGCGGAGGCGGAGGCGGCGUCGCAGACUGACGCAUCCCCGGCGGAGGGAAGCGCUAACCCUAGCCCGUCCUCCUCUAUGCCGCCUCCCCUGCGCUCAAAACUCUCGCAACCUACACUGCAGCCGGAGGCGGAUGCGGCAUCGGAGCCUGGCGCGUCGGCGGCGGGGGCGGAGGCGGAGUGGAGUGCGAACCCUAGCCGUCCUAGCGCGAGCGAAUCGUCGGCUGAUGAGGCCGUGAACGCCAGCGGGCCCUCCUCCGGCGACACCGAGAUGGAGGAGGCGGCCGCGCCGCCAGCGGAGCGGCAGAGGCAGCAGCAGCGGCCGAGCGCGCCGUACGCCAUUCCCGAGUGGAGCUCCGCGCCGGGCCACCCCUUCUCCCUCGAGGUGCUCAAAGACGGCACGAUCGUCGACCAGCUUGACGUGUCCAAGAAAGGAGCUUACAUGUUUGGUCGAAUUGAUCUAUGCGAUUUUGUACUGGAGCAUCCGACUAUUUCUCGAUUUCAUGCUGUUCUGCAGUUCAGAAAUGAUGGGAAGGUUUUCCUUUAUGAUCUUGAAAGCACACAUGGGUCUUUCAUCAACAAAACUCAGAUCAAGAAGAAGUUGUACAUGGAGAUUCAUGUCGGAGAUGUAAUUCGAUUUGGGCAAUCAUCACGCUUGUACAUUUUUCAAGGACCAUCUGAGUUGAUGCCUCCAGAAAAAGAUAUGCAGAAGCUCCGAGAUGCUAAGAUUCAACAAGAUAUUCUUGAUCGCGAAGCUUCCCUAUCACGUGCAAAAACUCAGGCUGCUUUAGCAGAGGGAAUCUCAUGGGGUAUGGCUGAUGAUGCAGUUGAAGAAUCUGCAGAGGAUGAAGCAGAUGAAAUCACCUGGCAAACCUACAAAGGUCAGCUUACUGAUAGACAGGAGAAAACACGCAGCAAGAUAGUAAAGCGAAUGGAGAAGAUUGCCAACAUGAAGAAAGAAAUUGAUGCAAUAAGAGUCAAGGAUAUUUCUCAAGGUGGGCUAACCCAAGGUCAGCAAACACAGAUUGCGCGUAAUGAACAACGGAUAUCUCAGAUUAUGGAGGAGCUAGAUAAUCUAGAAGAAACUUUAAAUGACAGUAUACGGGAAAGUCUUGGUGCUCGUUCUGGAAAGGCAAAUCGUGGUAGCCGUAAAUCAAGUCUUGAGGAAGAAGAUGACGUUCUUAGUGAUGAUGAUGAUGAGUUUUAUGAUCGAACGAAGAAGAAAUCAUCUAAUCAGAAAUCCAGUGAGCAACAAUCAGUUGAGACUGCUGAUAGUCUUCUUGAGAAAAAGGAUUCUAUCACCAAUGAUAUUAUAAGUAAAAAGAAAUUGCUUGAAGAAGAGAACCAUAAGCUGGCUCAGAGCAAUACUGCGGAUGUUGGGGAUGACCUUGAUGCUUACAUGAGUGGCUUAUCAUCUCAAUUGGUACAUGAUAAGAUUGUCCGAAUUCAGAAGGAACUGUCUGAUGAUCAGGCUGAGCUGGACAGAGUAGUUUACCUACUAAAAAUAGCUGAUCCUAUGGGAGAAGCAGCUCGCAAGAGGGAUCUAAAGCCACGAGAAGCAAAGACCCUAGCAUCUAAUGAUAAUCCAAGACCAGAACCCAUCAAACAAAAUAAAAUUGCCCAAACCACUUCAACUGAGAAGCUCAAGGAUUCUUCUAAUAAAACUGUACUGGAUAAACCUGCUAAAGUAGAGAACGAUGUCUCCAAAAAGCAAGAAAAUGGCAGCAAACCUGCAUUCACCAUGCCAAAACCUCAGUGGCUUGGCGACAAGAGGAUUAUAAAACCAGAAGAGAACUUCAUAAAUGAAGAAAAGGCAGAUGCUGAGGAGCCUGAUAAUUUUGUGGACUACAAAGAUCGAAAAGCUGUACUUUCUAAUUCAGGCAGUGGAAAAGAGCUUGAAGACGCUGCUCCUGGUCUUAUUUUACGGAAGAGAAAGCCUUCUGAUCAGUCAGCUGACAGUGAAGCAGAUUCAUCUUCAGUUGAAUCCGAAGCAUCAGCUGCUGACGCUGUGGCCCUUCUGCUUAAGCAUAAACGUGGUUUACAAACUUCAGAAGAAAUGGAGGACAAGAAUGAACAACAUGUUAGCAAGAGAGAAGGGAAAAAAUCAAAACAAAAACGUGUUCUGGGUCCAGCAAGACCAGGUUUUCUUGAAGCAGGACCAGAUUAUGAAACAUGGGUGCCUCCUGAAGGUCAAACUGGUGAUGGGCGCACUGCGAUGAAUGAUCGUCUGGGUUAUUGAAGUUCUCUCAGCAAUAGCUCUCACUGGUCACAUUGCAGAGAACUGGAGCACGUGCCUGCUGCCUUACUGUAAUGAUUCUACGAGCAUGUUCACAUGGCGACCUGAGCCUUUUUGGGGCCAUAUUCCACGGAGUGAUUGUUAUAGGAGUUGAGAUUGCUCAUUUCGUGGAUGACAAGCAUGGAGGUAAUAGGAUUUUGUAAUGUACAUCUCUUCUCCAGGUCGCGGAGAAGAAUUUGUAUCACCAUAUAAUGUAAUAGGAUUUUGUAUCAUUGUGAAAUACUUGUUUUGUAUUAUCCAUGUUACUUCACCCCUGGCGAUAGCAUAGUAAAACACAUGGUAAACGGCUUGGGUGUGUUAA